GUCGUCCUACAGCUAGGAAUCGAAUCAGCAAGUUAAAUGGCAAUUUCGUUAUAUAUGCUGAAACGGCGGGCUAUCUAGCAAUUGGGCACACUUAGAUCAGUGAAAGCAAGGAAAUGUAACUUUCCCAAGCUACCCGCUCACUCUCUCCUCCUCUACUUGCUUCCUUCCUUCCUAAGGCUUAAGCUUGCAACCAAAUUUCCCCCUCUCUCUCUCUCACUGCUCUCUCUCUCUCCAAGGGUUUCAGCGGAGCUCCUUUUCGCCCUCAGCAUCAUCUUUAUCAGACGCCCAUGGCUUCAAUUCGCGAACGUUGUUUGAUUAAGUAGAGUUCAGUUUGAUCUAGCGAUUCAUCGGAGGAGUCAUUCUUCACGAGCGAUUCGAUCGUCUGUUCGCGUGUUGGAGAUGCUCGAUUCACAGCCCUAGUACUCUCCUCCUUCAUCCUCGGAAAACGCUGGUACUUUGGUACUGAGGUGUAUUUUGGAGUGCGAGAAUGUCGUCCAAAGCGGGCUCCAAUCCGCAGCCGCAGAGGCGGAUUACACGGACGCAGACGGCAGGCAAUCUCGGGGAGUCCAUUUUCGACAGUGAGAUUGUUCCUUCAACGCUAUCUGAAAUUGCCCCUAUUCUUCGCGUUGCAAAUGAAAUCGAAUCCAGUAACCCCAGGGUUGCUUAUCUCUGUCGUUUUUAUGCAUUCGAGAAAGCUCACAAGUUGGAUCCAAAUUCAAGUGGACGUGGUGUUCGUCAAUUCAAAACUGCCCUUCUUCAACGUCUAGAAAGGGAGAAUGAUCCGACCUUAAUGGGAAGAGUAAAGAAGAGUGAUGCUCGUGAAAUGCAAAGCUUCUACCAGCAUUAUUACAAAAAAUAUAUCCAAGCUUUGCAAAAUGCUGCUGAUAAAGCUGAUCGUGCACAGCUUACAAAAGCAUAUCAAACUGCUAAUGUUCUAUUUGAGGUCUUGAAAGCUGUUAAUCUUAAUCAAUCUGUUGAAGUUGACCGUGAGAUAUUGGAAGCUCAUGAUAAAGUUGCAGAAAAGACAGAAAUUUAUGUCCCUUACAAUAUUCUUCCUCUUGAUCCUGAUAGUGCAAAUCAAGCAAUAAUGAGAUAUCCUGAGAUUCAAGCUGCUGUUCUUGCACUUCGUAACACCAGAGGUCUUCCAUGGCCCAAAGACCAUAAGAAGAAAAAAGAUGAAGAUGUUCUGGACUGGCUUCAGGCAAUGUUUGGCUUUCAAAAAGAUAAUGUGGCAAAUCAGAGGGAGCACCUGAUUUUAUUACUCGCAAAUGUUCACAUACGGCAGUUUCCAAAGCCUGAUCAACAACCCAAGUUGGAUGAGCGUGCACUUACGGAAGUGAUGAAGAAACUUUUCAAGAACUACAAAAAAUGGUGCAAAUACUUGAACCGCAAAAGUAGUCUUUGGCUGCCUACCAUACAGCAGGAAGUGCAACAGCGUAAACUAUUAUACAUGGGUCUUUAUCUUCUUAUAUGGGGGGAGGCUGCGAACCUAAGAUUCAUGCCUGAAUGCCUUUGCUAUAUUUACCAUCACAUGGCAUUUGAACUUUAUGGCAUGCUAGCUGGGAAUGUGAGUCCCAUGACUGGUGAGAACGUGAAGCCAGCCUAUGGAGGUGAAGAAGAGGCUUUCUUAAAGAAAGUUGUAACUCCUAUUUAUGAAGUCAUAGCAAAGGAAGCUGAAAGGAGCAAGAGAGGGAAAUCGAAGCAUUCCCAGUGGAGGAACUAUGAUGAUUUGAAUGAAUACUUUUGGUCUGUUGAUUGUUUUCGAUUGGGUUGGCCCAUGCGUGCUGAUGCUGAUUUCUUUUGUCUGCCUGUAGAACAUCUUCAUUAUGAUAAAAGUGGAGAUGGCAAACCCGCUAGCAGAGAUAGAUGGAUGGGGAAAGUUAAUUUUGUUGAGAUACGUACAUUUUUGCAUAUUUUUCGAAGCUUUGACAGAAUGUGGGGUUUCUUCAUUUUGUGCUUACAGGCUAUGAUUAUUGCCUCUUGGAAUGGUUCGGGACAACCAAGCUCUAUAUUUAGUGCUGAUGUUUUCAAGAAAAUACUGUCUGUCUUUAUCACUGCUGCAAUAUUGAAGCUUGGACAGGCUGUUCUUGAUGCAAUACUUAGCUGGAAAUCAAGGGAGAGCAUGUCAUUCCAUGUUAAACUAAGAUACAUUUUGAAGAUUGUGUCAGCUGCUGCAUGGGUUAUAGUUCUUCCAGUUACUUACGCUUAUACUUGGGAGAAUCCUCCUGGAUUUGCUCAAACCAUCAAAAGUUGGUUUGGAAAUAAUUCAAAAUCACCUUCCUUGUUUAUUUUGGCUGUUGUUAUCUACUUGUCACCAAAUAUGCUUGCUGCGAUCUUGUUUCUUUUUCCCUUCAUUCGUCGAUUCCUUGAGAGAUCAAAUUAUAGGAUUGUGAUGCUCAUGAUGUGGUGGUCACAGCCUCGUCUCUAUGUUGGGAGGGGAAUGCAUGAAAGCACGUUUUCUCUGUUCAAGUACACAAUGUUCUGGGUUCUUCUAAUAAUAACAAAGUUGGCAUUCAGUUACUAUAUAGAGAUAAAGCCUCUAGUGGGUCCAACGAAAGCUAUCAUGAACGUUCCCAUAAGAAAUUUUCAGUGGCACGAGUUUUUUCCCCGUGCAAAGAACAACAUUGGUGUUGUGAUUGCACUCUGGGCUCCAAUCAUUCUUGUCUAUUUUAUGGAUACUCAAAUUUGGUACGCCAUAUUCUCCACGUUAUUUGGAGGCAUCUAUGGUGCAUUCCGCCGUCUUGGAGAGAUUCGAACAUUAGGAAUGCUAAGAUCUCGGUUUCAAUCGUUGCCUGGUGCUUUUAACGCCUGCUUAAUUCCAGAAGAGAAGAGUGAACCAAAGAGGAAAGGGCUGAAGGCUACUUUUUCUCGCCGCUUUGCUGAGAUUGAGUCUAAUAAGAUGAAAGAAGCAGCAAGAUUUGCUCAGUUAUGGAACAAAAUAAUCAGUAGUUUUAGGGAGGAGGAUCUUAUAAGCAAUAAGGAAAUGGACCUGUUGCUUGUCCCAUAUUGCGCUGACCAAGAUUUGGAUCUCAUACAGUGGCCUCCAUUUUUACUUGCUAGCAAGAUCCCAAUAGCACUAGAUAUGGCUAAGGAUAGCAAUGGUAAAGACCGAGAGCUGAAAAAGAGGAUUGAAGCUGACAACUAUAUGUCCUGUGCUGUUCGUGAGUGCUAUGCUUCAUUUAAGAACAUUAUUAAACUCUUAGCUCGGGGGGACCGUGAGAAAGGGGUUAUAUACCAAAUAUUUGAUAAAGUUGACGAACAUAUUAGAGUCGGUGAUCUAAUAACUGAAUACAGGAUGAGUGCUCUUCCUGGCCUCUAUGAGCACUUUGUUAAGCUUAUCAAACUUUUGUUAGAGAAUAAGCAGGAGGACAAGGAUCAAGUUGUGAUUCUUUUCCAGGACAUGCUGGAGGUAGCAACAAAGGACAUAAUGAUGGAAGAUCAAGACUCCAGCUGGCUGGAUUCAACUCAUGGUGGAUCAGGGCAUGAGGGCAUGACCCCACUAGACCAUCACAUUCAAUUAUUUGCAUCAGAUGGAGCAAUCAAUUUUCCAAUUGAUGCAUCAGAAGCAUGGAAAGAGAAGAUCAAGCGGCUCUAUCUAUUACUUACUGUGAAGGAAUCUGCAAUGGAUGUUCCAUCCAACUUAGAAGCUAGAAGGCGCAUAUCAUUCUUCUCAAAUUCGUUGUUUAUGGACAUGCCUGCAGCACCUAAAGUUCGGAACAUGCUUUCAUUCUCUGUUUUAACUCCUUACUACACAGAAGAGGUACUUUUUUCCUCAUCUGAAUUGGAGGUGCCGAAUGAAGACGGGGUUUCUAUCCUCUUCUACUUGCAGAAAAUUUUUCCUGAUGAAUGGAAAAACUUUCUCGAGCGUGUGAAAUGCAGUGAAGAAGAACUUAGAGAAUCUGAAGAUUUAGAAGAAGAAUUGCGUCUUUGGGCAUCUUACAGGGGGCAAACAUUGACUAAAACUGUGAGAGGUAUGAUGUAUUGCCGCAAGGCUUUGGAGCUUCAGGCAUUUCUUGAUAUGGCUGAACAUGAAGAAUUAAUGGCUGGCUAUAAGUCCAUUGAAUUAAAUACUGAGGAACAACCUGAAGGGAAAAGACUAUGGACAUCAUGUCAAGCAGUAGCUGACAUGAAGUUCACAUAUGUGGUGUCAUGUCAGCAAUAUGGGAUUCAGAAGCGAUCUGGCGAUCCUCAUGCACAGGACAUUCUAAAGCUUAUGAACAAGUACCCAUCUCUCCGUGUAGCUUACAUUGAUGAAGUUGAAGAAGCUAACCAAGACAGAUCCAAAAGGGGUGCCAAUAAGAAACUCUACUAUUCUGCUCUAGUGAAAGCUGCCAUGCCAAAGUCCAUAAAUUCUUCAGAGCCAGUUCAAAAUUUAGAUCAGGUUAUUUAUCGAAUAAGACUUCCAGGACCCGCCAUCUUGGGUGAGGGGAAGCCUGAAAAUCAGAACCAUGCUAUCAUUUUCACGCGAGGAGAAGGCUUGCAAACAAUUGAUAUGAACCAGGAUAAUUACAUGGAAGAGGCCUUAAAAAUGAGGAAUUUGCUUCAAGAAUUUCUUAAAAAGCAUGAUGGUGUGAGGUUUCCUACAAUACUUGGUCUGAGGGAGCAUAUAUUUACUGGAAGUGUGUCUUCUCUUGCAUGGUUCAUGUCAAAUCAAGAGACGAGUUUUGUAACUAUUGGCCAGAGAUUAUUGGCCAACCCACUGAAGGUUCGAUUCCAUUAUGGUCAUCCGGAUGUGUUUGAUAGGCUGUUUCACCUGACAAGAGGAGGUGUCAGUAAAGCUUCUAAGAUUAUCAAUUUAAGUGAGGACAUAUUUGCAGGUUUUAAUUCUACACUUCGUGAGGGCAAUGUUACUCAUCACGAGUAUAUACAAGUUGGGAAAGGAAGGGAUGUGGGUCUGAACCAGAUUUCUCUGUUUGAGGCGAAAAUAGCUAAUGGAAAUGGAGAGCAGACAUUAAGUCGUGAUAUAUACAGGCUUGGGCACCGUUUUGACUUUUUCCGGAUGCUGUCAUGUUAUUUUACCACUGUUGGUUUCUACAUCAGUACACUGAUAACUGUGCUCACUGUAUACGUAUUUCUGUAUGGGCGCCUUUAUCUCGUCCUCAGUGGGCUUGAAGAAGGACUGAGCACUCAACCAGCAAUUCGUGACAACAAGCCUCUUCAGGUGGCUCUUGCUUCUCAAUCUUUUGUGCAGAUAGGAUAUUUGAUGGCCUUGCCUAUGUUGAUGGAAAUUGGUUUAGAAAGGGGUUUUCGAACUGCACUGAGUGAAUUCAUACUGAUGCAAUUACAAUUGGCACCUGUAUUUUUCACAUUUUCUCUUGGAACAAAGACCCACUACUACGGAAGGACGAUGCUUCAUGGAGGUGCAAAAUACAGGCCUACAGGCAGAGGGUUUGUGGUGUUCCAUGCCAAGUUUGCUGAGAACUACAGACUCUACUCCCGCAGUCAUUUCGUAAAGGGAAUUGAACUGAUGAUUUUGCUUAUUGUGUACCAAAUAUUUGGCAGUUCUUAUAGGAGUGCAGUAGCCUAUGUAUUGAUCACUGCAUCAAUGUGGUUCAUGGUUGGAACUUGGCUUUUUGCCCCCUUCCUCUUCAAUCCUUCUGGUUUUGAAUGGCAGAAGAUUGUUGAUGAUUGGACUGAUUGGAACAAGUGGAUAAAUAACCGAGGAGGUAUUGGUGUACCCUCUGAAAAAAGUUGGGAAUCAUGGUGGGAGGAAGAGCAAGAACAUCUUCGCUAUUCUGGAAAGCGUGGUAUCAUUGCUGAGAUACUGCUAUCUCUGCGGUUCUUUAUCUAUCAAUAUGGACUUGUUUAUCACCUAAACAUUACAAAGAACACCAAAAGUUUUCUGGUUUAUGGUGUGUCUUGGCUGGUUAUCUUUCUAAUAUUGUUUGUCAUGAAGACUGUCUCUGUUGGUCGGCGAAAAUUCAGUGCAAAUUUUCAACUCAUGUUUCGGCUAAUCAAGGGAUUAAUCUUCCUGACAUUUGUCUCAAUUCUUAUCACCCUGAUUGCGCUUCCCCACAUGACAAUGCGGGACAUCGUAGUGUGCAUUCUUGCCUUCAUGCCAACUGGUUGGGGUUUGCUUCUGGUUGCCCAAGCUUGCAAGCCUCUUGUUCACCGGGCUGGGUUUUGGGGAUCGGUUCAGACACUUGCUCGUGGCUAUGAAAUUGUGAUGGGUUGGCUUCUGUUCACCCCAGUUGCGUUUCUUGCCUGGUUUCCUUUUGUAUCAGAAUUCCAAACCCGAAUGCUUUUCAACCAAGCAUUCAGCAGAGGUCUACAAAUUUCUCGUAUUCUUGGCGGGCAUCGGAAGGAUCGUUCUUCUCGCAACAAAGAAUGAUCUUAGUGACAGCAAACAAUCUUGUUUAUCAGAUAGAUUUGUAGAAAAUCCUUCCCCAUUGGAAAUUACUGCUGUUGUAAUUAUAGAUGCAGGCAGUGCUCUUUUCUUUUGCUUUUUCUGUUUUUUUUUUUUUCUUUCCUUUUUUUUUUAUAUAAUUUGGAACUCAUCAGUGCCAGCCACGCUCGUAUCUGUUGCUGAAAAUGCAAUGUUGUAUAGAAUGGUAAGCUUUUUUGAAUGAUGAAAAUCCUUUUUGUCAAAAA
Molecule: messenger RNA, 6591 nt
Organism: Malania oleifera
Lineage: Eukaryota; Viridiplantae; Streptophyta; Magnoliopsida; Santalales; Ximeniaceae
Product: callose synthase 3
Exons: 43
Coding region: 488-6331 (1947 amino acids)
Biological process (GO): (1->3)-beta-D-glucan biosynthetic process
Cellular component (GO): 1,3-beta-D-glucan synthase complex; plasma membrane
Molecular function (GO): 1,3-beta-D-glucan synthase activity
Source: RefSeq, a predicted model, not a curated record